Messenger RNA from Camelina sativa (false flax), 588 nucleotides. The record is from RefSeq and is a predicted model, not a curated record. NCBI's taxonomy places the organism in Eukaryota, Viridiplantae, Streptophyta, Magnoliopsida, Brassicales, Brassicaceae.
CUCUCCACAUACAUUUUGGGAUCAAACAACUAAUCAAUCGAGAGAUGGAAGGCAAAAACUUGAUCGUAAGUGUGCUCGUAACGUGUCUGUUCAUGGCACAAAUUCAAGUUGACGCAAAGAGCUGCUGUCCGUCCACCAAUGCAAGAAAUAUCUAUAAUAUUUGCCGCCUUGUUGGACGUCCCAGGCCAGUGUGUGCAAGCAUGAGUGGCUGCCAAAUCGUUGAUGGGUCAUGUCCUAACGGAUACACAAAAGACAUUCUCGAAAACACAGGUGAUGUUGUCAAUAAUUACUGCAAGUUGGGAUGUGUAUCCUCGGUCUGUGGUGCCUUAAUUACUCUCCAAAAUGAUGCUAGUGAAAUCGUGAAUGAAGCAGUUAGAAAAUGUGCUGACGCAUGUGCCAAAGUAUGCACCAAGAGUUCGAUAAAUGCAGUUGAAAUUGCCUAGUUAAAAGAUACCACAUGCAUCUGGAAGUGAAGUGGGUGGUCAUCCUUCACAGUAUUGUUUUUCAUGUUUUCAAUAAUUGUCGUGUAUGUGACAAAACCGUUAAAACUCUUGUGUCCACGUUUUAAUAAUUAAGCUUUUUCAAAUU